GUAAGCGGCGAGAGCAAGCUGCGAGACGACGCACGAGAGAAGGCAUGGUGGAUGGACCCCCCACCGCCAUUUCGGCUCAAGCCGCCCCCCUCCCCCCCCCCCCUUUUGGGGGGGGGACAGCACCGCCGCGGCUGGGGGGAGGGGGCAUCCGCGCUGGCCUCGCCCGAGCGCCCCCCUUUGGGUGCCCCGGGGGAUGGCACUGCUGGCGGCCGAGCCCCCGGGGGCGCUGCUCGAGGAGCAGGUGGCUGAGACCCAGCAGCUGCUCGGCUCGCUCAUCCAGCGGCCCCCGCUCACGCAGCAGCGUCUGGCCCGGCCGCCAGUCAAGUACCUCCGCGACAUCUUCGUCGAGGUCGCCGCGGCGACGGGCUGCGGCGCCGGCGUGUUCAGCAAGGAGGAGCUGGAGUUCUCCCUCGCCUCGCAGCUUGCGAAGCUGGCCUUCCUGUCCGCGCUGGUGAGCUUCGUGGCCACGGCGAGCGGCGAGCCCGCGCUCCAGGACGUGGGCCCCGAGGGCCUGCUGAGCGGCACGGACCCGGGGGCGGCGCACCUGGUCUUUCGCGGGCUGCACCGCGCUGCGACCGCCGAAGCCUGCCGGGGGCUGUGGCCGGCCGCCGCGCAGGCGCGGGCGCGAGCUACUCGAUCGGCGUCUUGGCG
Molecule: messenger RNA, 651 nt
Organism: Prorocentrum cordatum
Lineage: Eukaryota; Dinophyceae; Prorocentrales; Prorocentraceae
Source: the annotation of a GenBank genome assembly